This is a messenger RNA of Myripristis murdjan (pinecone soldierfish), 8310 nucleotides long. It is a transcript of the gene sdk2a, whose product is annotated as sidekick cell adhesion molecule 2a. The record is from RefSeq and is a predicted model, not a curated record. Gene Ontology annotation, molecular function: protein binding. NCBI's taxonomy places the organism in Eukaryota, Metazoa, Chordata, Actinopteri, Holocentriformes, Holocentridae. The coding region runs from base 42 to 6482 and encodes 2146 amino acids. The transcript has 44 exons.
CCCAGGUUCACCUGGAGGGGAACCGUCUAGUUCUAACUUGCAUGGCUGAAGGCAGCUGGCCUCUGGAAUUCAAAUGGAUCUACAACAGCACCGAACUGACGCGCUUCUCCCUGGAGUACAGAUACCUGAUCCCGUCCCUGGACCGAUCGCAUGCUGGCCACUACCGCUGCAUUGUCAGGAACCGAGUGGGUGCUAUAAUGCAGUGCAGCACAGAAGUACAAGUUGCCUAUAUGGGUGGUUUUGUAGAGGGCGAGAGAUCGCAAACUGUAUCCCAGGGUGAAGGUGCUCUCAUCUACGCUCCACGCAUUCACAGCUUCCCCAGACCGCAGAUCACAUGGUUCAGAGAUGGGCGUAAGAUUCCCUCCAGCAGUCGCAUUGCCAUCACCCUGGACAACACACUGGUCAUUCUGUCCACGGUGGCUCCUGAUGCAGGACGCUACUAUGCGCAGGCUGUCAAUGACAAGAAUGGCGAGAAUAAGACCAGCCAGCCCAUCACACUCACAGUGGAGAAUGUAGGGGGGCCCGCAGACCCCAUCGCCCCCUCCAUCAUCAUUCCCCCCAGAAAUACCAGUGUAACAGUUGGGAGAAACGAGGCUGUCAUGGAGUGUGUCGCCAACGCAAGACCACUUGUCAAAAUGAGUAUCACUUGGCGAAAAGAUGGAGUGGUGGUCAAUACAGGGAUCCGGGAUUUUGGCCGAAGAUUGGUCAUCAGUCUGCCUGCGGUCAGUGACAGUGGCUACUACGAGUGUGAGGCAUCACUCCGCAGCAGCAGUGUCCCCUCAGUCACUGCUGGCGCCUACCUGCAUGUUCUUGAGCAUCCUCUGUUUGUAAAAGAGCCACCAAGUCACAUCAGUGCCGAGAUGGAGAAGGUGGUGGAUAUACCCUGUCAGGCACGAGGCACACCACAGCCAGAUAUAGUGUGGUAUAAAGAUGCCGUGCCCAUAAGUCCAGUGAAGAUCCCCAGGUACAGAGUGCUGGUAGGCGGCAGUCUGCAGAUAAACGGUCUUCUGCCAGACGACACAGGGAUGUUUCAGUGCUUUGCCCGGAACCUGGCAGGAGAGAUCCAGACAAACACCUACCUAGCUGUUACUAGUAUUGCUCCCAACAUUACUGCCGGGCCCUCCGACAGUGCAGUGAUUGACGGCAUGUCAGUCAUUCUUCACUGUGAGACCUCUGGAGCCCCGCGGCCAGCCAUCACCUGGCAGAAAGGUGAACGUGUCUUGGCCAGCGGCUCGGUGCAGCUGCCCAGGUUCACCCUGCUGGAGUCAGGCAGCCUCUUAAUCAGCCCCUCCCACCUGUCAGAUGCUGGGUCCUAUACCUGUAUGGCCAGUAACUCCAGGGGAAUCGAUGAAGCUGCAGCUGACCUGGUGGUCUGGGCACGGACCCGCAUCACCAAGCCGCCACAGGACCAGAGUGUCAUCAAAGGGACCAAGGCUGUUAUGACCUGUGGUGUAACCCAUGACCCCAGUGUCACUGUCAGGUAUGUGUGGGAGAAGAGCGGCUCGGUGAUUGACGUGAACACGUCGCCCCGCCUGCGGCUGGAUCCCGAUGGGACCCUGCACAUCUCCCAGACGUGGUCGGGUGACAUCGGAACAUACACCUGCAGGGUGACCUCGGUGGGCGGCAAUGACUCCCGCAGCGCCCAUCUCCGAGUCAGGCAGCUGCCCCAUGCCCCAGAGAACCCAAUAGCAACUCUAAGUAUCACCGAGAAGAGGGCCAUCAACUUAACAUGGGCCCAGGCUUUUGAUGGUAACAGCCCCCUGAUCCGCUACAUCCUUGAAGUCUCAGAGAACAAUGCCCCGUGGACAGUGCUGCUGGCCAACAUUGAACCAGAGUCCACUGGGGUGACAGUGGGUGGCCUCAUCCCAGCUCGUUCCUACCAGUUCCGCCUGUGUGCCGUCAACGACGUAGGCAGAGGACAGUUCAGCAAAGAGACUGACCGACUAUCUCUCCCAGAAGAGCCUCCUAGCGCCCCUCCUCAGACUGUCAUCGCCAGUGGCCGAACUAACCAGUCCAUUAUGAUCCAGUGGCAGCCGCCCCCAGAGGGCCAUCAGAACGGUCCACUCCAGGGCUACAUCAUCAGGUACUGUCUGUCGGGUCUUCCUGUGGAUUGUCAGAUAAAGAACAUUACUAAUCCAGACCAGACCAACUUGCUCCUAGAGGAUCUCAUCAUCUGGACCAACUAUGAGAUUGAGGUGGCAGCCUAUAAUGGGGCAGGCAGGGGCACCUACAGCCACAAGGUCACUGAGUGGACACUGCAAGGAGUGCCCACUGUGCCACCAGGAAAUGUACAAGCUGAGGCUGUCAACUCCACCACAGUGCGUUUUACUUGGAGUGCCCCAAGCCCUCAGUUUAUCAAUGGGAUCAACCAAGGAUACAAGCUGUUGGCAUGGCCCCCCAACCACGAGGAAGAGGUGGCCAUGGUAACCGUGCGUCCUAACUUCCAGGACAGUGUUCAUGUGGGCUACGUCACCGGGCUGAAAAAGUUCACCGAGUAUUAUACUUCAGUACUGUGUUUCACCACUCCAGGAGAGGGGCCACGCAGCCCACCUCAGCGGAUACGUACCCAUGAGGAUACUCCCGGUGCUGUGGGACACCUUAGUUUCACUCAGAUCUUGGACACCUCACUGAAAGUCAGCUGGAAAGAGCCACAAGAGAAGAAUGGUAUCCUCACAGGCUAUCGCAUCUCCUGGGAGGAGUUCAACAGGACCAACACUCGGGUGACCCAUUAUUUGCCCAACGUGACCCAGGAGUACAGGGUGACGGGGCUCACUGCCCUCACCACUUACACCAUCCAGGUGGCAGGCAUGACCUCCAAGGGCCAAGGCCAGCUCUCCUCUUCCACUAUCUCCUCUGGUGUCCCACCAGAGAUGCCAGGUCCUCCGACCAACAUAGCCAUCUCCAACAUUGGCCCUCGCUCAGUCACUCUGCAGUUUAAACCUGGUUAUGAUGGCAAGACUUCCAUCUCCCUUUGGCAGGUGGAGGCUCAGAUUGGUAUAAUAGGAGACAAUGAGGAGUGGCUGAUGGUCCAUCAGCUGGCUAAUGAGCCUGAUGCUAGAUCAUUAGAGGUUGUGGACUUGAACCCCUAUACCUUCUACAGGUUCCGUAUGCGUCAGGUGAACAUCGUGGGCACCAGUCUGCCCAGUCAGCCCUCCAGAAAGAUCCAGACCCUGCAGGCCCCACCCGACAUCUCCCCCGCCAAUGUCACCUUGCGCACAGCCAGUGAGACCAGUCUGUGGCUUCGAUGGGUGCCUCUUCCAGAAUGGGAAUAUAAUGGGAACCCAGAACUGGUGGGCUACAGGGUGCAAUACUCCAGAAGCGGGUCAAAUGGAGGGGUUCUUUCUCAUGUCAUCAUGGACCGACUGGAGAGGGAGUUCACCAUUGAGGACUUGGAGGAGUGGACUGAGUAUGAAGUCAGAGUUCAGGCCAUAAAUGGCAUUGGCUCUGGGCCCUGGAGUCAACCAGUCCAUGGCAGGACAAGGGAGUCUGUGCCUUCCAGCGGUCCCACCAAUGUGUCUGCCUUUGCCACCACCUCCAGCAGCAUCCUGGUCCGCUGGGGAGAGGUCCCAGAGACCGACCGCAACGGACUCAUUCUGGGGUACAAGGUAGUGUACAAGGAGAAGGACGCAGACACAGCUCCCAAGUUCUGGACAGUAGAGGGCAACACCAGCCACAGUGUCCAGCUGAGUGGCCUGGGCAAAUACGUCCUAUAUGAAAUCCAGGUCCUGGCCUUCACACGUAUAGGAGACGGCAGGAGCAGCUCCCCAUCCAUCCUGGAGCGAACCCUGGAUGAUGUGCCAGGACCCCCAGUUGGCAUCCUGUUCCCAGAAGUCAGGACCACCUCAGUCAGGCUGAUCUGGCAACCUCCUGCCCAGCCUAAUGGCAUUAUCCUGGCCUAUCAGAUCACAUACCGACGGAACUCUUCCAAUAGCAAUGCUGCCACCGUUGAUGUGCUGAGCCCCAGUGCGCGACAAUACACAGCGACUGGACUGAAACCAGAAAUGGUUUAUGUAUUCCGCCUCACUGCCCAGACUCGAAAGGGUUGGGGAGAGGCUGCAGAGGCACUGGUGGUCACAACAGAAAAGAGAGCACGACCUCAGCCCACUAGCCGUCCCAUAGUGCCUCAGGAGGAGGUUCAAGCUCGCAGAGUGUUGUUGUCAUGGGAACCAGGCAGCGAUGGCCUAUCCCCAGUCCGCUAUUACACAGUCCAAUACAGAGAACUACCAGAUAACAAUUGGACUGUCCACUCUGCAUCAGUCAACCAUGAGGCCAACUCAUACAUAGUGGACAGGCUAAAGCCCUUCACUUCUUACCAGUUCCGAGUUAAAGCCACCAAUGACAUCGGGGACAGUGAGUACAGUGAGGAGAGUGAGGCCAUCACAACACUACAGGAUGCCCCAGACAAAGCCCCCACAAUUCUGUCUGUCACACCACACACCACCACAUCUGUACUGGUUCGUUGGCAGCCUCCUUCUGAGGACCAGAUCAAUGGAGUACUACUAGGGUUCAGGGUCAGGUACCGGGAGUUACACUACGACCGGCUGCGUAGUUUCACCGUCCGUACAGUCAACAGUCCAUCAGCCAACUGGGCCGAACUCACUGCUCCUUACAGCGUCAGGAAUUUGAGUGAAUCCUCACUCACACAAUACGAAUUGGAUAACUUAAGCAAACACAAGCGCUAUGAGAUCCGUCUCAGUGUGUACAAUGCCGUAGGGGAGGGUCCUAGCAGUGCUCCACAGGAAGUUUUCGUUGGAGAGGCGGUCCCCACAGCCCCACCCCAAAACGUGGUCAUCCAGUCCUCAACAGCAACACAGCUUGAUGUCACAUGGGACCCACCUCCUCCAGAUGCACAGAAUGGGGACAUCCAGGGUUACAAGAUUUAUUUCUGGGAGUUCCAGCUGCAGAAUGAGACAGAGCGUUUGCGCACUCUCUUCCUGCCGGAGCUUGGGGUGAAGCUAAAAAACCUGACAGGCUACACGACAUACAUGAUCAGUGUGGCAGCUUUCAAUGCUGCAGGGGACGGUCCUCGUUCCCUGCCCACCAGAGGGCGCACUCAACAAGCAGCCCCCAGUGCUCCCAGCUUCAUCCACUUCAGCGAGUUGACCACCACGUCGGUCAACGUGUCCUGGGGAGAGCCCAAGCAUGCGAAUGGCAUCAUUGAGGGCUACCGUCUGGUUUACGAGCCCUGCACUCCAGUGGAUGGUGUCAGUAAGAUAGUGACAGUUGAUGUGAAGGGCAGCGCACCCCUGUGGAUGAAGAUUAAAGACCUGGCAGAUGGCGUCACCUAUAACUUCCGAAUUCGGGCCAAAACCCUCACUUAUGGUCCCGAAGUGGAGGCCAACAUCACCACCGGGCCUGGAGAAGGAGCCCCUGGCCCUCCUGGGGAACCCUUCAUCUCUCGUUACGGCACCGCCCUCACCCUGCACUGGACCAGUGGUGACCCAGGCCGUGCACCCAUCACACGAUACGUCAUUGAAGCCAGGCCCUCUGAUGAGGGACUGUGGGAUAUCCUCAUCAAAGACAUUCCUAAGGAAGUGACAUCAUACACACUCAACCUGGACAUGCUAAGAGAAGGGGUUACCUAUGACUUCCGCGUCAUUGGCGUCAAUGACUAUGGCUACGGGUCCCCCAGUGCCCCCUCCCCUUCCAUAUCAGCCCAGAAAGUGUCUCCAUUCUAUGAGGAGUGGUGGUUCCUGGUGGUGAUUGCUCUGGUUGGCCUCAUCUUCAUCCUCCUCCUUGUUUUCAUCCUCAUCAUCCGUGGUCAGAGCAAAAAGUACACCAAGAAGGCCGACUCAGGCAACCACUCCAACUGCACAGCACUGCCUCUGAGCCAUGGAGAGAUGGUGCGUCUGGAUGAGGGACGCUUCCCGGCCCUGGAGCUCAACAACAGACGCCUGUCUGUCAAAAACUCCUUUUGCCGCAAAAAUGGCAUCUAUACCCGGUCUCCCCCAAGGCCCAGUCCUGGCAGUCUGCAUUACUCAGAUGAGGAUGUCAGCACUAAGUAUAAUGACCUGAUCCCAGCAGAGAGCAGUAGCCUAACUGAGAAACCCUCUGAGAUAUCUGACUCUCAGGGCAGUGACAGUGAGUACGAGAUGGACCAGAGCCGACAGAAGACCCACUCCUUCGUCAACCACUACAUUAGCGACCCCACCUACUACAACUCCUGGCGGAGGCAGCAGAAGGGCGUCUCCCGUCCACCGGCGUACGGCUUCUCCCAGCCCGAGCCCCUGGUGGAACAAGAGUCCCGACAGCACCCGCCACCACUGCCCCCCCUGCCCCCUCUGCUGCCCCAGAGCGCCCCAUCCCCACAGCCCCAGGGCCCGGGUCAGGGCACUUUAUUCAGGCCUAAGGGAAGCCGGACUCCCACCCCAUCCCUGUUGUCUUCCGAACCCCCCAGCCAGCACAGCACCCUCUACCGGCCCCCCAGCAGCCUGGGCUGUGCCUCUCAGGCACCCACCGCGGGCUUCUCCUCUUUUGUUUGACACACAGCUCUCCUUCCAAUAACAACAGGACCCUGAGGACAACUCUUUAAUUUUGUUGUUGUUGGUUUAUUUGUAUUUUGCUUUUUUGGGAUUGGUUGUUUUUUUCUGUCUUGCUGACAGAGUUGUUGCUCAAUAUUAAGCAUUGCAAGCAUCUUGAAUAGCGUUUUCUCCUCUGUGAAGAGCGUGUGUGUGUGCUCUGUGUUUGCGUGCGUGCGUGUAUGUGUGUAUGUGUGCGCGUGUGUGUAUGGCUGGUUAAUUCAUGUCUUAUGUAUUUUCUGAAAAAGACAAUCAUUUGAAAGUUUUGUUGUGUCGCUUAAGUACAUUUAUUUUACGGUACAACCAUAUCUGUAAACAAGGGAGAAUCUGAGAUUCCGAAAAAAAGAAAUCCUUGUUUUAAAAACACUGUAUAAUUGUUUAAAAUGAGAGCUUUAUGGCAAAAAGGAUUUACCUUAGAACCAUAAACUAUGGACCAGUUGGCUUGCUGAGACUGGACAGUGGAGGAACUGACUCUAAUGGAAUGAUGAGACAUUUGAACAAAGGAUGAAUCAGUAGAAAGAAAGGACCUCUGACCUGGAGAAAGGCACUAGUGGCCCUCAACUGCAGUAGGAUUGCUGCCUUUGACCUUCUCACGCUGCCUAAUCAUUGUUGGAACUGCAUCUGUGUUUACUAUCUGUACUUGACCCAUAUUGUUUAUCAGAUAUUUGUAUCAAUCAGCUAAAAGCUCAGCAUUUUCAGAACAUCACUAGUGACAAUGUUAUGAAUCACAUUAAAGCAUUGUGGCACCUUUAUAGUAGUCUGGGGAAUGUGUUGUUUGUGCACUGCUACCCAUAUCAAUAGACAAAAGAGUUCGGACAGCUUUUGUUAUGUGAACCCAUUUGCUUAUAUGUUGACUGUAUUUACAGUAUUUUGACUAAGCAACUAAAGCACAAAUGCUUUCGGUUCAAAUGAGACUGUUCCCUCACAGCUGUACUAAACAUUUUGUUGUAAAUGGCUUUCAAAAGGUCCAAGAUGAGCUAACUUUUUGAUUCACUUACAAAGACAUAAACAACACUGGUAAAUAUGAGAUAGAGGUGAACAGAACAUUUGGUGAGUUAAAAAAUAGCUCUACUACAAGUCCUGCCACUGUAAGAUUGCAUAUUGAUUUUGCAUCAGUGACCUAAGCAUGAGAGCUAUAAAUCGGGGCCAAGCAGCGAUGACUCCGUCUCACUUCCCAGCUUUUAUACAAGUUAAUACAGCAUGCCACAUAUUUGGUUUCAGCAAACUUAAAAGAAUGCGUUUUGUUUUUGGACAAAGAUUCAGAAAAGACAACAUCAAAUCACUUACAGACCAUUAAAAAUAAAAAUGGGAACACUGCUAUUAUAUGUCUAAAAAGCUUGGCUUGUUUAUAAGACUGAAAGUGAAAUCAGCUUUAUCCUUUCAUUUGUGUUUUUUGGAAGCUUCCUUUCAUAACGGGCACAGUGGGGACACAGGAUGGUUUGUAUAUAUCACCUAAAUGAGCUGUGCGUGGUAUGCAUCAGUAGGGACCCAUGUGUGAGAUUAUGUGUGUCAAAUGUAAUAUGCUACAGUGCAUAUUGUUAUGUGACAGUGCAACAUGGCAUUGAUAUGAUGACAGAUUGAAAUGUGUGUUUCAUGCUUACAAUACCCAUACUAUUCUACUAUUCAGAUGUUUUUUCUGUUUGUUUGUUUUUUUUUCCACAACAUUCUUGGAUACACUUAUUUUCAACAGCUAAAUGGGACAUUGGACCUAUAGUGGAAAGAGUCAGAAUGACAAUCUUGAAGGUCCAGAAUAGCAUCUGUCUUAUUUCCAGUGUGAACAUCACUGUAUACA